Molecule: messenger RNA, 429 nt
Organism: Helobdella robusta
Lineage: Eukaryota; Metazoa; Annelida; Clitellata; Rhynchobdellida; Glossiphoniidae
Exons: 3
Coding region: 1-429 (142 amino acids)
Biological process (GO): regulation of transcription by RNA polymerase II; cell fate specification; positive regulation of DNA-templated transcription
Cellular component (GO): nucleus
Molecular function (GO): RNA polymerase II cis-regulatory region sequence-specific DNA binding; DNA-binding transcription factor activity, RNA polymerase II-specific
Source: RefSeq, a predicted model, not a curated record
AUGCUUUCCUUCUUAGCUCAGCAGUCCAACUCCGCAUCAACAUCCUCAACAACGACCACCGGAAACGGUUCAUUUUUCGAUGACGAUAUUUUCGGUCAGAGGGGGUUUAUAACUCCGGGGGGAGGUUCCCUGGGUUCGAAUGCACACCAGCACCACUUCCCGUUCAGUGGAUUUCCAGUUCAUCCUUCGCCCCAUGAUUCCCUGUCUUUUACUGGCGGUUUUACGAGCGCCGCUUACAACGACUCCAAGCGACUACUUCAGUCGACUCCGUCAUCGCUGACGUCAUCGUUAUCACGUGACGUCCCGGACAAAAACAUCAAGGUCUCCUUGGAGAACAAAGAACUCUGGCAGAAGUUCAACUCAAUUGGGACGGAGAUGAUUAUCACCAAGUCUGGAAGGUUCGCUAUUACUGUCAUACUUUUUUUGUAA